Molecule: messenger RNA, 1088 nt
Organism: Capsicum annuum
Lineage: Eukaryota; Viridiplantae; Streptophyta; Magnoliopsida; Solanales; Solanaceae
Product: calmodulin-like protein 3
Exons: 1
Coding region: 495-944 (149 amino acids)
Molecular function (GO): calcium ion binding
Source: RefSeq, a predicted model, not a curated record
UUUUUAACGUCAAAUAUUUUGAAACGAAUCUAAGUUAUUAAAACGGCUAAUAUAUUGGACGGAAUAUAUAUGACUAAUGAAGUCAAGGAAUCGAUCAAUCCAAGAAAGGUGGAAAUUUGAUAUUCUUGAUCUUGUAGGGUGUGUGGGGGGGGGGGGGGGGGUCAAUUUAUCUCAGGAGAAUAUAUACCUCAAAAAGAAUAUCAUUGAUGCAACGAAAUUAGUGGGUGUCCUCAAACCACGUCUCUUAUUGCCUUCACCUUUUAAACCCCUUAGCCAUAUUUUUCUCUCCUCAGAAAUAUUAUUUCCUUUCUUGUGUUCCAUCACAUUUCCAUUUUCAGAUCAUAAAACCUUGUUAAUUUUCUUUCUUCUUUAUUUAUGCUUCUUUUAUCAUCUAUAUAUCCCAAACCCAAGUCCUUCUUCUUUCAUACCAAAACCUUCAAGGGUUUAUUUUACAUCAUUAUUCUCUUUGUAGUCUCCUUUCUUUCCUUCAAGAAAUGGACCCCGUAGAGCUAAAUAGAAUCUUUCAAAUGUUCGAUCGCAAUGGAGAUGGAACCAUUACAAGAAAGGAGCUCCACGACUCGUUAAGAAACUUGGGAAUACACAUUGAUGAACAAGAACUCAUACAAAUGAUCGAAAAAAUAGACGUAAAUGGAGAUGGAUACAUAGACAUGGACGAAUUUGGGACGUUGUACAAGUCGAUCAUGGACGAGAAGGACGAAGAGGAGGAUAUGAGAGAAGCUUUCAAUGUGUUUGAUCAAAAUGGUGAUGGAUACAUAACGGUAGAAGAAUUGAGGUCUGUUUUAGGAUCAUUAGGAUUGAAACAAGGGAAAACUUUGGAAGAUUGUAAGAAGAUGAUCAAGAAAGUCGACGUGGAUGGUGAUGGAAUGGUUGAUUUUAAAGAAUUUAGACAAAUGAUGAAAGGUGGUGGAUUUUCAUUGAUAUGAAUGUUAUUAUUAGAUGAAAGGAAGAAAAUAAAGAAGAAAAAAAGAAAGAGAAAAAGGAAAGGAUAUAGGGUUGUAUACUUGUAUAUCCUUUUUUGUAUGUGGCCCUUUGAAAAAAAAAAAGCAAUGCAUGUCAUAUUUCUUUGA